AUUUAACAUGGAAGAAGUGCAAUUCUAUGGUUCUCUCUUGGAUCUUGAAUACUAUCUCCAAGGAUCUCCAUGACAGUGUUGCAUAUGCAGAAGGGGAGGAUGAAAUCUGGAGUGAUCUACAAGAGUGUUUUUCUCAAGGCAAUGCCUCACGGGUGCAUGAAUUGAAGCUUGAAUUGGCCACACUCACACAACAAACUAAGAUGGUGGCUGCAUAUUUCACCAAAUUGAAGCCAAUUUGGGAUGAGUUACAGGCUUAUGAACCAACACCAAUAUGUACUUGUGGCUGCACAUAUGGAGCAGCAAAGGAAUACAUGAAAACCCAAGAUAUGGAUCCACUUCCUCCUUUGAACAAAGUAGAUGCCAUGGCAACUAAAGAGGAGAAGCAACAAGCAGUGGCUGCCUUAAGGGGACCUGCCAUGGAAGCUAUGGCCUUGGCAGCAAAGGUCAAUCCUCAUACACGCACAGCUCCACUAGGAAAGGUGCGUUGUGAUCACUGUAAAAAGACUGGACACACCAAAGAUAGGUGCUUUGAGAUCAUAGGUUAUCCACCAAAUUGGAAGUUGGGAAUAGCCAAGACAAAGGGUAAGGGAGAUCCACCAAAACUACAAAGCCAUGAGAAGGAUAUGAUCUUCACAGCAAAUGUGUUUCGUGAAUCACAAGAUGCUGGAGGUUCACAAGACCAGUCUCCAAUUACCGGGCUCACCAAGGAUCAGUAUGCUCAACUCCUCUCGCUUCUUGGGGGACCUUGCCUUGAGGAGGUUGAUUGGAGUGGGUAAGCUUCUCAAAGGGUUAUAUUACUGUAAUUUUGGACAUGUUGCAAUGGCUAAUUUGGUGAAGCAGUCUAAGGGGUUGUCAUUUGAGUUGUGGCAUGAAAGACUUGGACACUUGCUCAUUGAACAUUUGUCCAAAAUUCCUUUUUUAUGUUCUUGUCCUUCAAGAAUAAAACAUGUUUGUGAUGUUUGCCAUAGAGCAAAAUAAACAAGGUUACCUUUU
Rubroshorea leprosula is the source of this 993-nucleotide messenger RNA. The record is from the annotation of a GenBank genome assembly. Lineage: Eukaryota; Viridiplantae; Streptophyta; Magnoliopsida; Malvales; Dipterocarpaceae.